This is a messenger RNA of Scophthalmus maximus (turbot), 1107 nucleotides long. RefSeq lists its product as uncharacterized. The record is from RefSeq and is a predicted model, not a curated record. Lineage: Eukaryota; Metazoa; Chordata; Actinopteri; Pleuronectiformes; Scophthalmidae. The transcript has 2 exons. The coding region runs from base 385 to 1107 and encodes 240 amino acids.
GAAACCAAGGGAGUAUGAAGUCAGAGAAGGAUGUGCUGGACCUGCUGACCAAGAGACGGCCAACACAGUCUGGACUUUUAAGGUUGAGUCUGAGGUACGCCAAUGAUCUAACUUGUAUAGCUGCUACUGGACAAGUGGACAAUUGAUGCGGCAAGAUGACACACUAAAAGGAUGAAGUACAACUAUUCAUUGUAAUUGUUGUCAUGGAUCGAAAUGAAUGUUCUCCCUGGAUAAAGAGCUGUGUUCAUUCCAUACAUCACGUGACCAGUAUGGGAAGGGUUAACUCUUUCUUAUGUUGUGUGUACACUUUUGGAGUAUUUGCCUUCAUGCCUCUUAAAGGUAAUGGUGUAAAUUCCUUUGUGGGAAUUGUUCAGACUCUGUUUGAUGCCUAAUGUUGCCCCACAGCCUGGGAAACCCCAAAUCCACCUCAUGUCAGUGCAAUUGGAAUUUGUAUUAUUAUCUCUCUUGGUAACUUGUAAAUCCACCAGCAUGCACGGACUGCCUUGCUCAUCUCUGGGCAACUGCUUUGGUAACCCACCUGAUGUCAACCCUGAUCCAGCUCCUCCCCUGGAGCCAAACAACUCCAGACAGAGUUGGAUUAACCGAGAACUUCCAGCUGCAGAUCCAGUUGUUUCCCAGCCAGAAACCCUACCAGGCAGCCCACAGGAGCACCAGCAGCCUCACAGGACUGUCAGCCGGAUCUCCACCCACUCCACCACAUCCAGGAAAGUAAAUGGCACCAGCACAAACUCUAUCCGCCACCAGAAGAACCAAGAUGAUGUCCCAUGCUUUGACUCGCCGCCAAGCUGCCGUAGCAUCUCGCAGAGCUCAGAGGAUGAUGAGCUGGAGCUGGAGUGUAGUCCAGAGCCGGAGCGGAAAUAUCCUCAAAUCCCCAGACCCUCCAUUGUUAUUUUACGAUCAAAGGAAUCAGAAUUCCAGGAAACAGCUACUGACAGGUCGGACGACAGAGAGACGGAGGAUGGAGGGUUAUCAGGUACGGAAACUAACUCCAGCUUCCUCUUCUUUGCUCUCCACCUCCAGCUCUUCCACACCGGAGCCUCGGGGCACAGAUUUGGAAAAUGGAAAAUGUUCUCCAUCGUCAGCUGA